Molecule: messenger RNA, 1901 nt
Organism: Ochlerotatus camptorhynchus
Lineage: Eukaryota; Metazoa; Arthropoda; Insecta; Diptera; Culicidae
Product: sodium/potassium-transporting ATPase subunit beta-2-like
Exons: 5
Coding region: 528-1493 (321 amino acids)
Biological process (GO): intracellular sodium ion homeostasis; potassium ion import across plasma membrane; sodium ion export across plasma membrane
Cellular component (GO): sodium:potassium-exchanging ATPase complex
Molecular function (GO): ATPase activator activity
Source: RefSeq, a predicted model, not a curated record
UGUUGGCGGCAGCACAGUGCAUCAAACCGGGCCCAAGCUAAUCUAUAGCAGAGCUGAGCGACGGUUGAUUCGAUUCGAUUCAGUUCUUGGUGGCCAACGCGUGCGAGCGGUAGCAAAACGGCAUGCACUCUCGAGUACUACCAUCCAACAUCUGCUAAAGGGCGCCAACGAUCGAGCAGAGGUUUGAGGACCUGUUGAUCAGACUUUUCGUGCAUCGUAGUCACCCAUGCAAACGAGUUAAUCGUCGAGUAGGUGCUGUACAAACAAAACAAACAAAUCUGGAAUCUUUGCUCCGUCGUGAUAAGAAAAAAAUCGAAAUCAGAACGUUAGUACCUACGUAGUUGUAGUAAAAAUCCACACAAAAGUGGCAAUAAUCCCCGCGAAAAUUAAGCCUUGAACAGUGAGAGUGGUUCACCGUUAACGAAGUGUAUCGUGUACCGUGUAGUAUUUAUUUAAUUUAUUUUAACCUCAAAGUGCAAUUAGUUCGUCUCAGUCUAUAUCAGUGUCAGUAGUUCUAUCUUAAGAAGAUGGAGAAAAGUGUGAUGAAAACUACUGAUGGUCGCAUCAUAACGACGUACGAGUUCCCGCUUAGACCGGAAAAGCAGCCCUUUGGGCAGUUUUUGUACGAUAGUAAAACCGGCCAAGUGCUAGGACGAACCUCCAAAAGCUGGGGACAGCUUAUGCUAUUUUACUUUUGCUUCUACGUGGUACUAGCAGCACUGUUUGCCAUCUGUAUGCAGGUACUUCUCUCCACCAUGAACCACCAGUAUCCCAAAUGGCAACUGGAUGCCUCACUGAUAGGGACCAAUCCCGGUCUGGGCUAUCGACCCAUGCCAGAGAAUAUCCAAGAAGGUGCCAUGAUUCACUAUACCGCUGCCAAUAAAACCCAGGUGAAAGAAUGGGUCAAUCGGAUCAACGACUUCCUGGCACCAUACCGGGACCAGACAUUGCUUCCAGGUGGAGGUAAAAAUCAAGCCAUUUGUGACUUCACCAACGCACCAGCUCAGGGAAAUGUGUGCGCCGUCGAUGUGACGAAACUUGGUCCAUGCAACAUUGAAGAGGGAUACAGCUACAACAAAUCAGCUCCUUGCAUUUUCAUCAAAUUGAAUCGCAUCUACGGAUGGGUUCCAGAAUUUUACGACGAUAUCAAUGAUCUGCCCGAUGACAUGCCAACCGAUUUGAUCGACCACAUCAAAUCUCUGCCGGAACAAGAUCGCAAACAAAUGUGGGUGUCUUGUAAUGGCUUAGCUCCAGCGGAUGUCGAAUCGAUCGGCCCGAUCGAGUAUUUCCCACACCGUGGUCUCCCCGCAUACUACUACCCCUACACCAACCUACCCGGUUACCUCAGUCCAUUGGUGGCGGUACACUUUGCACGUCCAGCAGUGAAACAAAGUGUCAACGUUGAGUGCCGUGUGUGGGCUAAGAAUGUCAUCUAUCGUGGAGGAAUGCGUGAUCGACAAGGAUCGGUAAACUUUAUUCUGCUGAUCGAUUAGGGACUUGGACGGAACGGGUAGCUUUCAUGUUGUUAUUCGAUGUAAGACGAUGGAUACGAUUCGGAUUAAAAAAAAACGUUAUGCGGACCAAACAUUACAGUAGCACACGCUAUCCGACUCGUAUGUUGUAUAUUAUUUCUUCAUAUAAGUUGUUACUGUUUAAUUCAUCAGAACAUAGUACUUUUGCCACGUUCGUGAUGGCCAGUUUGCAUUACCAUGUAAUUUAUUGUAAAGCCAUAGCAGGAAUAUCUCCGAAUCACUUGGAGUAACGAUCGCAGACAAACCGAGAAUAGUUGACUAACAGUAGAAGAAUCGUCGAGGAUUAAUGCCAACAUAUUUACUUAAUUGAGAUGUGAUUUGAGAUGUAUUAGAACAAUGAGAAUGGGAAUAAAUUAUGCGUAUUAAGGA